CGCACAGCCGUAGUAGCUAAUGUGUAAUGUAAUUUCUCCCUCCAGACCCGAUGCCCUUCAAAAUGGUGCGAUUUCAAAGGUCACUGGCGCCUACUUUCAGGUGUGAAUAAAAGAGGUUCCCUGGCGCUCUUCUUCCACUGGUGUGUUGUUUCCCAACGAUUUGAUUGAAAACUAGUUUAUAGCAAUUUCUUUAUUGCAGAGCGGAGUAAUACAAUCGAAUUCGAAACUAUGGAUUCUUUAGCAAGUUGCCCCUUUUGUCAUGUAACCCUCCCUCAAUCACAACUCCAAAGGCAUGCCAACAGCCAUUUUGAGGAGGCGGACAAUGAGCAAUUUACCGAGGACAUGGAAUUGGCUCAAGAACUUGCCUCUGCAUCCUCGUCUUCUACUCGUUUUUCUGAGGAAAACAUGGAUGAGAGAGUGUCUUGCUUGAUUGCUAUGCAGGUUAGAAGCUCCUUUUAUCAUGUCAAAGUAGAAUUUGGUGGUGGGUUGAUGGCCUUGCUGCGCAGGCGUUUGGAAUUAGAUACCAAUAAUGCUUCUACUUCUGCUGUCUUUCUGUCUGGCUAUAUUGAUCAUUUUCAGAGCUUGCCCUCUGAGGAUGUUGGUUGGGGUUGUGGAUGGCGUAACAUCCAAAUGCUUAGUUCUCACUUGCUUUCCCUUAGAGAAGAUGCCAGACAGAUUUUGUUUGGUGGCUCUGGUUUCGUCCCUGAUAUCCCUUAUCUCCAAAGAUGGCUUGAAAUUGCUUGGGAAAGGGGAUUUGAUGCCUUGGGUGCUCAUCAGUUUAAUCAUUCUGUUUAUGGGUCUAAAAAGUGGAUUGGUGCUACUGAAUGUGCUGCCCUUUUCCGUUCUUUUGGUUUUCGGGCUAGGAUUGUUGAUUUUGGUCCUAAAGAAUUGGAAUCUAGUUUUCUCUCUGUUCCUGGUGCUCAUGUUGGCUCCCAGGUGGUGACAGCAAGUGCCAGAAUCAAAAGAAAAGCCUUUCAGGUUUAUGGGCCCAUGGACAGAUAUCUGGUUGGUAGAAAUAAUGAUUUCUCACCACCAGAUUUUGACAAUGGUGUGAACUCUACAAGUCACUUGGCUGGAGGAAGCAAUCAAACUGCGGCAAGUAAAUUUUCAAGGAACAAUGAAGGUCAUCAGGUUCUCGUUGAUUGGGCGUGGAAUUAUUUUUCUCAAGGCCGUAGCUCAAGAGCACAUGCCCACCGUUGUCAUGUUACCAUCACCGACAGAACGCCCUUGUACUUUCAACAUGAUGGACACUCAAGAACCAUUGUUGGGAUUGAAGUCAGACAUCAAGAGAAUGGCAAACUGCAAUUCAAUCUCUUGAUUUUGGACCCUGGUCAUAGAACAGCAGCUCUAGAAAAAUCCCUGAAAGAAAAUACCGGAUGGAAGAAGCUAAUAAAAAGAGGAGUUCAUACAUUGAAAAAGCCUCAGUACCAGCUAUGUUAUAUUGAUCCUGGAGUGGCAAGCGGGGUUGAGAUGGAGAAGCUCAAGUCAAUCGAUAGUGCCUUUAUUGAAUUGUAGAAAAAAAUUUUUUUUGCUCUUAUGUUCUUUUUGGUUCUUUUCUUUUCAUGCUGAAAAUGGGUGCUUACCCAUUUAUAUACCAUUAAAGAGAAGGGUACUGUAGCUUGUAAUGUGUAUCUUAAUGUUUGUACAUCUUAAAGCAAACUUGUACGGCUGAAAUGAUUAUACUAACUUUCUCGCAAGUUCUGAA
Molecule: messenger RNA, 1705 nt
Organism: Manihot esculenta (cassava)
Lineage: Eukaryota; Viridiplantae; Streptophyta; Magnoliopsida; Malpighiales; Euphorbiaceae
Product: zinc finger-containing ubiquitin peptidase 1
Exons: 5
Coding region: 229-1515 (428 amino acids)
Source: RefSeq, a predicted model, not a curated record